UUCAGCCGCGGUAGUGCUGGAUACAGGCUGCAAAUCUAACUAGCUGUUAUCUUAUCCAUAUACACAUUUCUAUUUUUAAUAAUACACAUUAUAAUUCUUCUUAAUGCUGGAAAGAAAGAUUUAACUGCGUUGUUCAGUUUAAUGCGUUCUGAAGUCUGACAAUAUGAGCGAGACAUCAUCAUCUGUACGGAUGGCAUCGUCAUCCAGCCAUUCAUGGCGUUACCGCACACGUGCCUUAACCUCACAAGUGGACGAGACUCUAUUUGGAUCAGUCAAAAAGCAGACUACAUCUGAAGGUAAAGAUGCUGCAAAAAAGGGCACUUUAAACUCCAGGAAACCGUCUCACUCCGCCCCGGCUACCAAAACACAGAAACCGGAGACAAUCCGCAUCGUCACCAAGGAUCUCAUCAGAGACUUGAGAAAUCCAGAUAAGGACCCAUCUGACCAGUCUAUCAUCCUCCGUCUGACUGAAAUCGAGCGCAUCAAGACCAAAUCGCAUAUCCUAACAAAAGAGGAGAAGGAAGCGUCAUUGGAACGCCAGCGCAUUGAACGAGAAGAAGCCAUGGUUGCUGCAGAGGAGAGGAAGGCACUCAUGUGUCAGGCAGACAUGUCCCGUCAGAAGAACCAAGGCCUUAGCGAGUUGGAAGCUGAGGCUAAGGAGCGCGCUCAGUACCUGCUUGAGAGGGCUAACACCCUGAGAAUGGAACAAGAGGAUGAAGUCAAGAAGCUUAAUGAGCUGAUCCUGGGGGCUCAGUGUCACGUGGUGAGAGAUGCUCAGAUUCUAGAGAAGAAACAGAUCGAGGCUGAGCUGCAGGAGGAGGAGCGACGGCUGGAUGCCAUGAUGGAGGUCGAGCGUCGCCAAGCACUUGCGACUCAAGAGCAGAUCGAUGAGCUGCGCAAGCAACAGAGGAUUCAGGGGAAGAUGUGCAUCAUUAAACAGAUCGAGGAGCGCAUGGAGGAGCACAUGCUGGAUGAUGAGCUGAAGGAACAGGAAGGGCAGCAGAUGCUGAAGAACCUGGAGAGGCUGCAGAUGGAGGAAAUGGAGGCUAUAGAGAAGAAAAAAGCAGAGCAGAGAAGGUUAAAGCAUGAGAUUCUGAAGAUUAACCAGGAAAGUCUUCGGGCCAGGGAGCGCAGAAAAGAGGAGGAACGGCUGGCAGAACUUCAAGCUCUGGAAUAUACUCGCAAAAAAAUGGAACGAGAGGCAAAAUAUGAGGCUGAACAGAAGCGAAUAAAGAGAGAGAAGGAGAAGGACGUGGCACGGCUGAGGGCUCUUCAGGAAAGAUACAAAGAUCAUAAAGCUGAACAGGAUGAGCUCAGGGCUCGUAGGAACCAGGAGGGUGCUGAAAGGGAAUGGAGGAAGAAGGAGAAAGAGCAGAUCAAAAAGAAGCUGGAGGAGGAGGAGAGGUUAAAGGUUGCUCGUCUACAGCAGGUUGUCCAUAAGGAGCGCAUGCUGUCUAUCGAGGCCGGGCGGGAACGGGCCGAGUUCGAGAGGGUUCUAAGGGCCCAGCAGGAGUCCAUCGCAAAAGAAAAGGCAAAAGAGGAGCACCAUCGGCAGCAAGUUCAGCGCCACGCUGAGGGUGUGUGGCGUCAGGUCCGAGAGCAUGAGGCGCAGGCCAUUGCCCGGCGAAGAGAGCUCUUCCGCGAAGGAGAGAAGCUGGACGAAGAGGCCCGCAGCCGCAGAGCCCGUCUGGAUGAGAUUAAAGAGAAAAAGCUAAAGGAACUGAAGGCAGCUGGGCUUCCAGAGAAAUACUGCAGCGAGGUGGAGCGGAAGAUACAUACCUUACCCGCCUUGGUGCUUUAAAGAACAAAGAAAUAUAUGAACAGUGUGUGUGCAAGUUAAAGACAUUUGGAAUUUAUUUUAAAAUGUCAUGAAAUAAAAAUAAUCUCUGGUUAAGGUA
Messenger RNA from Trichomycterus rosablanca, 1898 nucleotides. It is a transcript of the gene cfap45, whose product is annotated as cilia and flagella associated protein 45. The coding region runs from base 164 to 1801 and encodes 545 amino acids. The transcript has 12 exons. The record is from RefSeq and is a predicted model, not a curated record. Lineage: Eukaryota; Metazoa; Chordata; Actinopteri; Siluriformes; Trichomycteridae.